This is a messenger RNA of Mytilinidion resinicola, 1116 nucleotides long. RefSeq lists its product as uncharacterized. The transcript has 5 exons. Lineage: Eukaryota; Fungi; Ascomycota; Dothideomycetes; Mytilinidiales; Mytilinidiaceae. The record is from RefSeq and is a predicted model, not a curated record. Bases 1 to 1116 code for a protein of 371 amino acids.
AUGCAUCCUGACCCUACAACCCGUCAGUUGAUUGUUGAGUCCGUGGUGUUCUGGGCGAUUAGCUUCUUUCUUUUCAUCGGGCGAAUAUGGUCGCGAGCAAUUGCGAAAAAGUCCAUAUUAAACCUCCAGCCGGAUGACUAUGUGAUGAUCGUGACCUUUGGCUGCUAUACCACGCUCCUUAUCCUCAUACAGCUAUCUGGUCACUUUGGCACCAACGAAUAUGACCCCGCCAUGCGCGCAGAGAUACUCGCGAACGCUCACGAUGUUGCCAGCCGGAUCCGUGGAAGCAAAAUUGUGGUUGGGUCUAACCAAUGCUAUCUGGUUACAUUAUGGGGCGUGAAGGCAUGUUUGUGUACGCUAUAUUACCAGAUGAGCCGCCGCACCUUCCAAAACUUCUUCGUCAAAAUCGUCAUCGGCUACGUCGUCGUCGGCUUCAUCGCCACCGAAAUCCCCCUCUUCAUCCUCUGCCGGCCCUUCUCGCAGUACUGGUCCAUCUUCCCCUACAGCACGCAAUGCACCACCUACCACACGUACUGCAUCAUCCAGACCGUCUUCAACAUCUCCUCGGACGCGCUCAUGCUGGCCAUCCCGAUCCCCAUGAUCCUGAAAGCCAGCGUCAAGCCCGCGAAGAAGGCCGCGCUGCUCGGCGUCUUCAGCAUGGGCGUGUUCGUCAUCUUGGCCGCGUUUCUGAACAAGUACUAUAACUUCACGCUGCCGGGCACCACGGUGUACAUGGUGUGGCAUAUCCGGGAGGCGAGUGUGAGCGUCAUGGUCGCGAAUCUGAUGUGCUGGUGGCCGCUGCUGAGGAAGAUCUUCGGGUGGAAGGCGUUUGUGUCGGUUAAGAAGAGCAUGCAGAAUAGGUCGGGGACGGGGGAGAGGGAGAGGAGGAGGUGGUAUGGCACGGGGAAGUCGGAGCAUGAGGCGGCUGUGGAUCUGGAGGAUAUGGAGCGCACGGGGUCGCGGGAUGCGAUUGUGCACGGCUUUAAGGGGCUGAACUCGGUUGAGAUAGAAGGCGUUUCGGUGGAUGAUGAGAGCGAGGCGUCGGUGGGGGGGAAGGGCGGGAAGCUGGAUCAGAAGAUUGUGGUCACGACGGAGAUUAAGACGAAUAUGUUUUAG